UCAAAAAAAAACAGAGAAUAAAGAAACAGGGGAAGAAGAAGAAACGGUUAUAGCUGGCAAGAUCCAUCUUCUUCCCCCACUCUGUCAACUUUGUCACUCUCCCGCUUCUCUCUCUCUCGCCUUCUUAUUCUCUUCCUCUUCUCUCGUCUCAGAUCUCAAAUCUUUAUCGAUCAUCAUGAGGGAGAUCCUUCACGUUCAAGGUGGCCAAUGCGGUAACCAAAUCGGUUCCAAAUUCUGGGAAGUAAUCUGCGACGAACAUGGUGUUGAUCCCACGGGACGUUACAACGGUGACUCCGCUGAUCUCCAGCUCGAACGUAUCAACGUUUAUUACAAUGAAGCAUCUGGUGGUAGAUAUGUUCCUCGUGCUGUUCUCAUGGAUCUUGAGCCUGGUACUAUGGAUAGUAUCAGAUCCGGCGCCUAUGGUCAGAUAUUUCGUCCUGAUAACUUCGUUUUUGGUCAGUCUGGUGCUGGUAACAACUGGGCGAAAGGUCACUAUACCGAAGGUGCUGAGCUCAUUGAUGCUGUUCUUGAUGUUGUUCGUAAGGAGGCUGAGAACUGUGAUUGCCUUCAAGGGUUUCAAGUAUGCCACUCUCUCGGAGGAGGCACAGGUUCAGGAAUGGGAACUCUGUUGAUAUCAAAGAUCCGUGAGGAGUACCCGGACAGGAUGAUGCUCACAUUCUCUGUUUUCCCAUCUCCAAAGGUCUCAGAUACAGUCGUUGAGCCUUACAAUGCUACUCUCUCAGUGCACCAGCUUGUAGAGAACGCUGAUGAAUGUAUGGUCCUCGACAACGAAGCUCUCUACGACAUCUGUUUCCGCACUCUCAAACUCAGUACUCCUAGCUUUGGAGACUUGAACCACUUGAUCUCCGCAACAAUGAGUGGAGUGACUUGCUCUCUACGGUUCCCUGGACAACUCAACUCUGACCUAAGGAAACUCGCCGUGAACCUAAUCCCAUUCCCACGUCUCCAUUUCUUCAUGGUUGGUUUCGCGCCUCUGACUUCCCGUGGCUCUCAACAGUACAUCUCUCUCACAGUCCCCGAGCUGACGCAGCAAAUGUGGGACGCCAAGAACAUGAUGUGCGCAGCUGAUCCACGCCACGGACGUUACCUCACAGCCUCGGCCAUGUUCAGAGGAAAGAUGAGCACAAAAGAAGUUGACGAACAGAUCUUGAACGUCCAGAACAAGAACUCAUCUUACUUUGUUGAAUGGAUCCCAAACAACGUAAAGUCCAGCGUCUGCGACAUCCCACCAACAGGAAUCAAAAUGGCUUCAACGUUUGUGGGAAACUCGACUUCGAUCCAGGAAAUGUUCAGGAGAGUGAGCGAGCAGUUCACAGCCAUGUUCAGGAGAAAAGCUUUCCUUCAUUGGUAUACAGGAGAAGGAAUGGACGAGAUGGAGUUCACUGAAGCUGAAAGCAACAUGAAUGAUCUCGUCGCUGAAUACCAGCAAUACCAAGAUGCUACUGCUGAUGAAGAAGGUGAGUACGAGGAUGAAGAGGAAGAAGAAGUUUACGAAUCUUGAUUUCAAAUUGAGAAAACAAACAAGCCCAAUCUUGAAAGCUCUCUUUCUCUCUAUGCCUACUACUACUACUACUACUUUGUGGUUCUCUUAUUGUAUUUGCCAUUUGCAUUGUUUGUAAUAAUAAUUUGUCAAUGUAUCUCUCUUUUAAGCUCUCAUAAAUAAAUAAAAAAGUAUUCUUAGAA
Messenger RNA from Camelina sativa (false flax), 1704 nucleotides. Lineage: Eukaryota; Viridiplantae; Streptophyta; Magnoliopsida; Brassicales; Brassicaceae. The record is from RefSeq and is a predicted model, not a curated record.